This is a messenger RNA of Alexandromys fortis (reed vole), 1647 nucleotides long. RefSeq names its product SV2 related protein (gene Svop). Bases 1 to 1647 code for a protein of 548 amino acids. Lineage: Eukaryota; Metazoa; Chordata; Mammalia; Rodentia; Cricetidae. Gene Ontology annotation, biological process: transmembrane transport. Gene Ontology annotation, molecular function: transmembrane transporter activity. Gene Ontology annotation, cellular component: membrane. The transcript has 16 exons. The record is from RefSeq and is a predicted model, not a curated record.
AUGGAGGAGGACCUGUUCCAGCUCAGGCAGUUGCCGGUGGUGAAAUUCCGCCGCACAGGAGAGAGCGCAAGGUCAGAGGACGACGUGGCUUCCGGAGAGCAUGACGUUCAGAUCGAGGGGGUCCGAGUAGGCCUAGAAGCAGUUGAGCUGGAUGAUGGGGCUGCUGUGCCCAAGGAGUUUGCCAAUCCCACUGAUGACACUUUUAUGGUGGAAGAUGCGGUGGAAGCCAUUGGGUUUGGAAGAUUUCAGUGGAAACUCUCUGUUCUCACUGGCUUGGCUUGGAUGGCUGACGCCAUGGAGAUGAUGAUCCUGAGCAUCCUGGCACCUCAGCUGCACUGUGAGUGGCGACUCCCCAGCUGGCAGGUGGCACUGCUGACUUCGGUGGUGUUCAUCGGCAUGAUGUCCAGUUCCACGCUCUGGGGAAACAUCUCAGAUCAGUACGGCAGGAAAACAGGGCUGAAGAUCAGUGUGCUCUGGACCCUGUACUACGGCGUCCUCAGUGCUUUCGCACCCGUGUAUAGUUGGAUCCUGGUGCUCCGAGGCCUGGUGGGCUUUGGGAUCGGAGGUGUGCCCCAGUCGGUGACGCUGUAUGCUGAGUUUCUUCCCAUGAAAGCCAGAGCCAAGUGCAUUUUGCUGAUAGAGGUCUUCUGGGCCAUCGGGACGGUGUUCGAAGUCCUCCUGGCGGUGUUCGUGAUGCCCAGCCUGGGCUGGCGCUGGCUGCUAAUGCUCUCGGCCGCCCCGCUGCUCCUCUUCGCUGUUCUGUGCUUCUGGCUGCCGGAGAGUGCUAGGUAUGACGUGCUGUCUGGGAACCAGGAGAAGGCAAUUGCCACCUUAAAGCGGAUAGCAACAGAAAAUGGAGCCCCCAUGCCUCUGGGAAAGCUCAUCAUUUCCAGACAGGAAGACAGAGGCAAAAUGAGGGAUCUUUUUACACCCCACUUUCGCUGGACAACUCUCCUGCUGUGGUUUAUAUGGUUUUCCAAUGCCUUUUCUUAUUACGGCUUGGUUCUGCUCACCACGGAACUCUUCCAGGCAGGAGAUGUCUGCAGCAUCUCCAGCCGGAAGAAGGCAGUGGAAGCCAAGUGCAGCUUGGCCUGCGAGUACCUGAGCAAGGAGGAUUACAUGGACCUACUGUGGACCACCCUGUCUGAGUUCCCAGGCGUCCUUGUGACUUUGUGGGUCAUUGACCGCCUGGGCCGCAAGAAGACCAUGGCCUUGUGUUUCCUUGUCUUCUCCCUUUGCAGCCUCCUACUGUUCGUCUGCAUUGGAAGAAAUGUGCUCACCCUCUUACUCUUCAUUGCAAGAGCAUUUAUUUCCGGAGGCUUCCAAGCAGCCUACGUUUACACGCCUGAGGUGUACCCCACGGCGACGAGGGCACUGGGCCUGGGCACCUGCAGCGGCAUGGCGAGAGUGGGUGCCCUCAUUACUCCGUUCAUUGCUCAGGUGAUGCUGGAAUCUUCUGUGUACCUGACCUUGGCCGUCUACAGUGGCUGCUGCCUCCUAGCUGCUGUGGCCUCCUGCUUUUUGCCCAUUGAGACCAAAGGCCGAGGACUACAGGAGUCCAGCCACCGGGAGUGGGGCCAGGAGAUGGUUGGUCGAGGGACCAGCAAUGCAGAUGUCCCCAGGUCGAACUCUGGCUCUCAGGAAUAA